Solea solea (common sole) is the source of this 2320-nucleotide messenger RNA. Its product is annotated as sterol 26-hydroxylase, mitochondrial-like. The coding region runs from base 501 to 2051 and encodes 516 amino acids. The transcript is spliced from 9 exons. Gene Ontology annotation, cellular component: mitochondrial inner membrane. Lineage: Eukaryota; Metazoa; Chordata; Actinopteri; Pleuronectiformes; Soleidae. Gene Ontology annotation, molecular function: heme binding; iron ion binding; monooxygenase activity. The record is from RefSeq and is a predicted model, not a curated record. Gene Ontology annotation, biological process: glucocorticoid biosynthetic process; cellular response to peptide hormone stimulus; cholesterol metabolic process.
AAAAACGACUUGAUGACGGAAACGAUCAAUCUCUUUCUUAAAAUACAGCUGAGAGAAUUCAAGCAAUUCCAACAGUGGGAGAAAGCUCAGUGAGAGUGAAAAGGAAACACAGACAGACUCGAGAGACGUGCAAUAAAGAGAAAGGCAAUGAAAACAGAUGUUAUAUUGAGGCUGUUCCCAGCAAUGUGCCCUCAUCAAAGUCUUUGACACAGUCCAGAGUCCACAUUUGUUUCACUGCAUUGUUGCAUAAAGAAGAUUAAACUAAAAAAAAAAUUGUUGAAUCUUGUUGUGGCUUGUUUCAUCAAGAUUGUUCAGUAAGUGUAUGAGUAUGUGGUGUAUGGUAUAGCACAAUUUUUGGACUACAAUGAUGUCUUUGUUGUUCGCGGUAGAACCUUGAGAGCUGGGAAGGGUUAAACAUUGUGUGAAACCUGACUCCUCCCUGCUGAGCUACUCUGUGGACCGCAUCAGGAUCCUUGCAUAUAUUUUUUUUUUCCACCACCAUGGCUUUAGGACUGACCCGAUGUCUGGUGAAAAGAAACGGGGGCUGGCCGCUGCCCGGCCCCGCUGCCAUGGCCAGGGUCCACUCCAGGUGUCCGGGAAGCACCUCGUUCGCCACAGUUGUCCAGCACAAGCCUCGGACAGUGAAGGACCUACCACAUGUCAGCUUCUUAGAGAUGGUCUACAGGAUGGUGUGUCAGGGUUUCUACAAACGCAUGCACGAGUUACAGAUCUAUGAGAAGCGGCGAUAUGGGCCCAUAUACAGAGACGGGUUCAAGUCGGUGUCUGUGAACACUCCACAGCUACUGGAGGAGGUCAUGAGGCACGAUGACAAGUUCCCCUGUCGAGGAGACAUGUCUCUGUGGAAAGAUUAUCGCGACAUGAGGGGAGUUGGAUACGGACCUUUCACAGUGGAGGGGGAGCAGUGGCAGAACCUGAGGUCCACGUUGAACAAGCGUAUGCUGCACCCCAAAGACUCUGCACAGUACGGAGGAACGAUCAAUGAUGUGGUCACUGACUUCAUCAAGAGGAUCUACUUUCUACGCCAGUGCAGCCCCACGGGAGACCUGGUAACCAACAUGGCCAACGAGCUCCAUCAUUUUUCACUGGAGGGUAUCGCGUCCAUUCUGUUUGAGACGAGGCUCGGGUGUCUGGAGGAGGAGAUUCCUGAGGGCACCCAGGAUUUCAUCAGUGCCAUAGAGCAGAUGUUCGCAAACAGCAUGGCCGUGGUGCUGACACCCAAGUGGAGCCGCAGUCUGCUGCCCUACUGGAAACGCUACAUCGCUGGCUGGGACGGCAUCUUCAACUUUGCUAAAGAGUUGAUUAAUAAGAAGAUGGAGGACAUUCAGCGGCGUGUGGACAGCAGCCAGGAUGUGGAGGGCGAAUACCUCACAUACCUCCUCUCAAACUCUCAGCUGAGCAUGAGGGAUGUGUACGGCAGCAUCACCGAGCUGCUGUUAGCGGGAGUGGACACGACAUCCAACACCCUCGCUUGGGCGUUGUACCUGCUGUCCAGGGACCUUGAAAGCCAAGACCGACUUUAUAAAGAAGUGUCCUCAUUGGUGCUGGCAGAUCGAGUCCCCUCCACUGCUGAGAUCACGCACAUGCCAUAUUUAAGGGCCGUUAUCAAGGAAGCUCUGAGGAUGUAUCCCGUCGUCCCUAUGAAUGCAAGGAUCAUGUCAGAGGACGUCGCUAUUGGUGGAUAUGAAUUAUCAAAGAAAACUCCUUUCAUUCUCUGUCACUACGCGAUCAGUCACGACGAAGACACUUUCCCAGAACCGUUCACAUUCAGGCCGGAGCGAUGGCUGCGCGACGGCCGCAAGUUGCCGAACCCCUUCGGCUCCAUCCCGUUUGGCUUUGGCGUGAGAGGCUGCGUCGGCCGACGGAUCGCUGAGCUCGAGAUGUAUAUGCUCAUGUUUCAUCUCAUCCGCCUUUUUGAGAUCAAACCGGACACAACAAUGGGAGAGUUAAAAUGCAUCAGCCGCACUGUUCUGGUACCAGAUCAGCCAGUCAAUCUCCACCUUGUGGCCAGGAGACGCGAGGACGCAGGUUGACAUGCGUUGGCAGAUGUGAGUGAUGUAUUAUAAAUGAAUUCAAAUGUUGCAGCGGCUUUAAACGUGUAAAACAUUUUAAAUGGAUCUUUAAUAAGGUCAGUUUUUUUUUGGUUUUUUUUGUAAUUAUAUGACUGACCUUUUAACGUUUGUGGUCAGGAAAUGUUAAUGCAAGACGUUUUUUAAGUGGACAGCUAUGGUUUUUAAUUUGUAUUACAGAGAUGUCUUUGUCUGUGUUUUUGAGGGGGGGAAAUAAACGUUUUUGAAUCAAA